AUGGAUCGAAGAAAGGACCCAAACAGUAACUCAACGGAGAAAAGAAUAUCCAAGGUUCAACACCCAAACAGAAAAAAAGUACGAAAACAAGUCGAAUUGCUAUCCAUAGACCGAGAUAGAAAUCAAGAGGAACCGCCUCAGCAGGCUAGAUCAAAAGAUCGCUUAGAAGCUGCUCGUGGACAUACACUGGGCCCCGAAAAGGAGAAUGGUGAACUUGGCAUAAGAAGCAUAUUCUACGAUAAAGAUUGGAAUCAGAGGGGCAUUGCGCCACCACAUUACAGAAAUAUACCUUACAAUCCUGAAACUUUCAAAAGACGAACCGAAGUUCAACCUAGACUGGGAAACCUUGGGAAUAUAAAAAUACCAAAAUGA
Messenger RNA from Saccharomyces paradoxus, 372 nucleotides. It is a transcript of the gene AIM4, whose product is annotated as Aim4p. The coding region runs from base 1 to 372 and encodes 123 amino acids. Lineage: Eukaryota; Fungi; Ascomycota; Saccharomycetes; Saccharomycetales; Saccharomycetaceae. The transcript has a single exon. The record is from RefSeq and is a predicted model, not a curated record.